This is a messenger RNA of Durio zibethinus, 5144 nucleotides long. RefSeq names its product DNA (cytosine-5)-methyltransferase 1-like. The record is from RefSeq and is a predicted model, not a curated record. Gene Ontology annotation, cellular component: nucleus. Lineage: Eukaryota; Viridiplantae; Streptophyta; Magnoliopsida; Malvales; Malvaceae. Gene Ontology annotation, biological process: negative regulation of gene expression via chromosomal CpG island methylation; DNA methylation-dependent constitutive heterochromatin formation. Gene Ontology annotation, molecular function: DNA (cytosine-5-)-methyltransferase activity; chromatin binding; DNA binding.
UUUUUGGUUGUGGGAGAUUUUUGGCGUUCGGGCAUACUUUAAAAAAGUUGAAAAUGGUAGAUAGUUUUCAUUUUGGGAGGAAUGGCGCCAACUUUUUUCUAAAAAUCAAUGUUACCGCCUCGCUUUCUUUUCUUUUAUAUAUGUGAAUGUUCUUAUCAAAAAAAAAAAUCGUCGUCAGUGAAUGAAACCAAACAUCAAACAAAAAAAAAAAGGGUGUUUAGAGUAAAGAUUGGAAUACCCAUCAACCAUCGUCUCUCCAAACUAUGGGAUCUGUCGCUCUUUUGGAUUCUAAUUCUUCUUCUUCUUCAGGAAUGAAGAAGAACAAGAAAGGAAAACAUAGAUCUGCUAUCCCUCCUACCAAGAAAGAGAUGGGAACUGGUAAAAAAGGCAAAAAGCGUAAUAGUGCUCCAGAAAAUGGUGAACCAGCUGAUUCUUUUAGAAGGCCAAAGCGAGCUGCUGCCUGUACAGAUUUUAAGGAGAAAUCUGUCCGCAUAUCUGAAAAAGAUUCUGUCGUUGAAACAAAGAAGGAUAUGGUAACAGAUGAUGAAAUUCUAGCUGUACGGUUGACUUAUGAAAAUGAUGAUGGUCGCCCUAACAGGAGGCUCAAUGAUUUUGUAUUGCAUAAUUCAGAAGGUCUUCCACAUCCACUUGAGAUGUUGGAAGUCAACGACAUGUUCAUAACUGGUUUGAUAUUGCCACUUGAAGAAAGUUCUGACAAGGAAAAGGAAAAGAGUGUUAGAUGUGAAGGAUUUGGACGAAUUGAAUCUUGGGACAUCUCUGGUUAUGAAGAUGGUUGUCCAGUGAUAUGGCUUUCAACUGAUGUAGCUGAUUACUGCUGCUGUAAGCCCGCAAGCAGCUAUAAGAAAUUUUAUGAGCAUUUCUUUGAAAAAGCUCGUGCUUGCAUAGAGGUUUAUAAAAAGCUUUCAAAGCCUCUUGGUGGGAAUCCUGACUUAAGUCUUGAUGAGUUGCUUGCUGGUGUUGUUCGGUCAAUGAGUGGAAGCAAGUGCUUCUCUGGUGGGGCAUUAGUUAAAGAUUUUGUCAUUUCCCAUGGAGAGUUUAUUUAUAACCAGCUGAUAGGUUUGGAUGAGACUUCAAAGAAGAAUGACCGGGUAUUUACUGGGUUGCCUGUUCUUUCUGCCCUUAGAGAUGAGAGUAGGAAGCGUGAAAAUAUAGGGCAAGAAAUAGCAGCAUUUUCUGGGGGGACUCUGACUAUUGGUAAAAGGUUUGGAGAGGAAGAGAGCAAACUUGAUCAGACAUGUUCGGCUACUUUUACAGCUGAGGAAGAUGAGGAUGCAAAGUUGGCAAGACUGUUGCAAGAGGAAGAAUACUGGAAAUCUAUGAAACAGAAGAAGAACCAAGGUUCAGCCUCCCUUUCAAACAAAUUCUACAUCAAAAUCAACGAAGAUGAGAUUGCUAAUGAUUAUCCUCUCCCAGCAUACUACAAGAAUUCUAAUGAAGAAACUGAUGAGCUUGUAGUUUUUGAAAGUGACAUUGAUGACUGUGAUCCCGAGGAACUCCCUCGAAGCAUGCUCCAUAACUGGUCAUUUUACAAUUCAGACUCGAGGUUGAUUUCCUUGGAGCUUCUUCCAAUGAAACCAUGUGCUGACAUUGAUGUUACCAUCUUUGGAUCUGGGGUUAUGACUGCUGAUGAUGGGAGUGGAUUCUGUCUUGAUACUGAUCCUAGUCAAUCUACCUUAGGUUCCUCAAGUGUGCCAAGUGCUGAUGGGAUUCCAAUUUUUUUGAGUGCGAUAAAGGAAUGGAUGAUUGAAUUUGGAUCAUCAAUGAUUUUCAUAUCUAUCAGGACAGACAUGGCCUGGUAUAGGCUCGGCAAACCAUCAAAGCAAUAUCUUCCUUGGUAUGAGCCAGUAGUCAAAACUGCAAGACUCGCAAUAAGCAUCAUUACAUUGUUGAAGGAGCAAAGCCGAGUCUCACGCCUCUCUUUCAAUGAUGUCAUCAGAAGAGCGUCUGAGUUCAAGAAGGAUAAUCGUGCUUUCAUAUCUUCAGAUCCAGCAGCUGUUGAGAGAUACAUUGUUGUGCAUGGACAGAUAAUUCUACAACUCUUUGCAGAGUUUCCUGAUGAAAAGAUUAAGAAGUGUGCAUUUGUUGUUGGCCUUACAAAUAAAAUGGAGGAGAGACACCAUACAAAAUGGUUAGUGAAGAAGAAGAAAGUAGUACAUAAGAGUGAACCAAAUCUUAAUCCUCGAGCAGCCAUGGUACCUGUAGCAUCUAAAAGAAAGGUUAUGCAGGCAACCACGACAAGGCUAAUAAACAGAAUUUGGGGGGAAUACUAUUCAAAUUACUUGCCAGAAGAUUCAAAGGACACUGGCUGCGAGGUGAAAGACGAAGAUGAAAAUGAAAAUGAGGAACAAGAGGAAAAUGAUGAUGAUGAUGCUGAAGAAGAUAAAUCAAUUUCAAAGGAGACACAGAAGUCUCCUUCAGUAUCAAGACGAUCUAGACAAUGUUCCUCCAAAGAGGAAAUAAGAUGGGAUGGAGAGCCUGUAAGCAAAACUAGCUCUGAUGAGCUUCUACAUAAACGAGCAAUUAUUCGUGGAGAAUUAAUUGUUGUUGGAACUGCUGUUUUUGUUGAAAUUGAUUCCGAUGAACUUCCUGCUAUCUAUUUUGUGGAAUACAUGUUUGAAACAUCAGACGGAAGCAAAAUGUUUCAUGGAAUAUUGAUGCAGAGAGGAUCUGAAACUGUACUGGGCAAUGCAGCUAAUGAGAGAGAGGUGUUUCUAACAAAUCAUUGCGGAGAUUUUGAAUUAGAGUACGUGAAACAGACUGUUGUUGUAGAUAUUCGGUUAAUGCCUUGGGGAUAUCAGCACUGGAAAGAUAAUGCCAACAUGGACAAACUCGAUAGAGCAAAAGCCGAGGAGCGGAAGACAAAAGGAUUGCCAAUGGAGUAUUAUUGUAAAAGCUUGUAUUGCCCUGAGAGGGGUGCUUUCUUUAGGCUUCCCUUUGAUAAUAUGGGUUUGGGUUCUGGUUUCUGCCACUCUUGCCAAGUUAAGGAUGCUGGAAGGGAGCAAGAAAUGUUUAAAGUGAAUUCAUUAAAGACAGGGUUUGUAUACAGGGGAACUGAGUACUCUCUCCAUGAUUAUGUCUAUGUAAGCCCCCAUCAAUUUGCACUAGAAAGAGCUGAGAAUGAAAACUUUAAAGGUGGGAGGAAUAUAGGCUUGAAGCCUUAUGUUGUGUGUCAAGUGCUGGAGAUUAUUGUCCCAAAAGAGCUGAAAGAGACUAGAAAGGAGUCCACACAGAUUAAAGUCAGGAGAUUUUUCAGACCAGAGGACAUCUCAACUGAAAAGGCUUAUAGUUCUGAUAUUCAAGAGGUCUAUUAUAGUGAAGAAACACAUAUUUUAUUUGUUGAGGCAAUAGAAGGGAAAUGUGAAGUCAGAAAAAAGAAUGACCUUCCAGCAUGCAAUGCUCCAGCAAUCUUUCAUCAUAUCUUCUUUUGUGAUCGCAUAUAUGAUCCUUCCAAAGGAUCCAUUAAGCAGUUACCUUCUCAAAUGAAACUAAGGUACUCAACCAGAAUUGUGGAUAAUGACAUUGCAUAUCAAAAGAAAAAAGGAAAGAGUAAACAGGAAGAAAAUGAGUUUGAAGUUGGGAAGCAAAAAGAAGCAGCUCAGGAGAAUCGCCUGGCUACUUUAGACAUAUUUGCAGGUUGUGGUGGCCUGUCAGAGGGGUUGCACCAAGCUGGUGUAUCAUUAACUAAAUGGGCAAUUGAAUAUGAAGAGCCUGCUGGAGAUGCAUUUAAACUCAAUCAUCCUGAGUCUUUGGUGUUUAUUAAAAACUGCAAUGUGAUUCUUAGGGCUAUUAUGGAGAAGUGUGGGGAUGCAGAUGAUUGUAUCUCCACUUCUGAGGCAGCUGAAAUAGCUGCUUCACUUAAUGAGAAAGAAAUUAAUAAUUUGCCAUUGCCGGGGCAAGUAGAUUUCAUCAAUGGAGGUCCUCCAUGCCAGGGUUUCUCUGGUAUGAAUAGGUUUAACCAAAGUACAUGGAGUAAAGUACAGUGUGAGAUGAUUUUAGCAUUUUUGUCAUUUGCUGAUUACUUCCGGCCAAGGUAUUUCCUUCUAGAGAAUGUGAGGAACUUUGUGUCUUUCAAUAAAGGACAAACAUUUAGGUUAACUCUGGCUUCACUACUUGAAAUGGGUUACCAGGUGAGGUUUGGUAUUUUGGAAGCUGGAGCCUAUGGAGUUUCCCAGUCAAGAAAACGAGCAUUUAUAUGGGCAGCCUCACCUGAAGAGACUCUUCCAGAAUGGCCGGAGCCAAUGCAUGUCUUUGCUGCUCCAGAGUUGAAAGUCACGUUAUCACAUAAUUUGCAAUAUGCAGCUGUAAGAAGUACUGCAAGUGGUGCCCCUUUUCGUGCAAUCACUGUGAGAGAUACAAUUGGUGAUCUGCCAGCUGUAGGAAAUGGGGCCUCAAAGACAAAUUUGGAGUAUCAAAGUGAACCCAUCUCAUGGUUUCAAAAGAAAAUUCGAGGGGAAAUGGCUCUUCUGACUGAUCAUAUAUCAAAGGAAAUGAAUGAGCUUAAUUUGAUUCGGUGUCAAAAGAUUCCAAAGCGACCAGGUGCCGAUUGGCAUGACCUUCUAGAUGAGAAGGUUAAACUCUCUACCGGACAAGUGGUAGAUUUAAUACCCUGGUGCCUGCCAAAUACGGCCAAAAGACACAAUCAGUGGAAAGGGCUGUUUGGAAGGUUAGAUUGGGAAGGGAACUUCCCAACUUCCAUUACAGACCCUCAACCAAUGGGCAAGGUUGGAAUGUGCUUUCAUCCUGAACAGGACAGGAUUCUCACAGUUCGGGAAUGUGCCCGGUCUCAAGGUUUCCCAGAUAGCUACCGGUUUGCUGGAAACAUUCAACACAAGCACCGGCAGAUAGGAAAUGCUGUUCCUCCUCCCUUGGCAUUUGCAUUGGGAAGGAAACUGAAGGAAGCAUUAGAGAGCAAAAAGUCCACCUAAUUCUAGUUGGAGUUUGGACUUUCCCGAUUGGCCAUUGUGACAAAAGACCAAUCACUUGUCCAUUUAUAAAAAUUGUUGCCAUUUGUAGGUAAUUGAUUUACUUUUAUGCAAAUAGUGUUUUUGCAAGUAAUACAUCUUUCGACUCAUAAUGUUGUCCUUUAUUGAUGUUAUGGAAUUUAAGAAAAACGUUUCAUUUUA